This is a messenger RNA of Crotalus tigris (Tiger rattlesnake), 1533 nucleotides long. RefSeq names its product vomeronasal type-2 receptor 26-like. Bases 1 to 1533 code for a protein of 510 amino acids. The record is from RefSeq and is a predicted model, not a curated record. The transcript has 3 exons. Gene Ontology annotation, cellular component: membrane. NCBI's taxonomy places the organism in Eukaryota, Metazoa, Chordata, Lepidosauria, Squamata, Viperidae. Gene Ontology annotation, molecular function: G protein-coupled receptor activity. Gene Ontology annotation, biological process: G protein-coupled receptor signaling pathway.
AUGUUAUCAUUGAUGAUCGUGCUGAAUGCAAGACAUACUGAUGAUGAGAAAUUGUUUGGUAAAGUAUGGAUUAUGGCAGUGCAGUUGGAUUUUGCAGCACUGGUCUUACAUAAGGAUUUGGAUCUAGAAAUCUUCCAUGGUGAUUUAGCCUUUACACCUCACACCCAUGAGAUUCCAGGAUUCCAGCCUUUUCUUCAGAGCCUAAAUCCCUUUCUGGCUAAGAAAGAUGGCUUUAUUCAGACAUUUUGGGAACAGGCAUUUGGUUGUUCCUUUCUAAAUGCCAAUGUUCAGGAGAACAUUGACAACAGAUGCACUGGAGAAGAGAGGCUGGAAAACUUACCUGGGCCUUUCUUUGAAAUGAGUAUGACUGGCCACAGUUACAGUAUUUACAAUGCAGUCUAUGCUUUGGCAAAUUCUAUACGCAUCAUUGAUUCAAGCAUUUCAGGCUUCAGAAGAACAUUUGCCAAAAGAGAAAUAGAAAAUGGAAUUCUGCAGCCUUGGCAGGUAACACCUGUUUCUCUCUGCAAUUGCAUCUGCCCUCCUGGUUAUCAUAAGAGAAAGAAGGAAGGGAAGCCAUUUUGCUGCUAUGAUUGUGUUCAGUGUCCAGAAGGAAAAGCUUCUCCCCAAGCAGACAUGGAUUCCUGCAACAUCUGCCAAGAAGAUUAUUAUCCAAACAAGAAACAAAAUCAAUGCAUUCCUAAGAUGUUUUCCUUCUUGUCUUAUGAGGAAUCCUUGGGAAUGGGGUUAGCCAUUUCUGCAUAUUUCUUUUUUUUCAUCACAGUUUGGAUAUUAUGGAUUUUUAUAAAGUAUCGCAACACUCCUAUUGUCAAAGCCAACAAUAGGAGCCUCACUUACACCCUCCUUGUUUUCCUUCUCCUCUGCUUCCUAUCUUCAUCGGUCUUCAUUGGCCAACCUCAGAAGUUGACUUGUCUCUUCCGCCAAAUGACUUUUGGAAUCAUUUUUUCGGUGGCUGUUUCAUGUGUGCUGGCAAAAAACAUUACUGUGAUUGUUGCUUUCCUUGCCACCCAACCAGGAUCUGGAAUGAGAAAGUGGAUGGGAAAAAAACUAGCCAAUGCUAUAAUUAUUUUCUGUUCUUCUAUCCAAGCAGGUGUAUGUCUUAUUUGGUUGGCUACAACUCCCCCUUUUCCUGAUUUGGAUAUGCACUCAAUGGCUGAAAAAAUUGUGUUAGAGUGUAAUGAAGGCUCAACUGCCAUAUUCUAUUGUGUCCUAGGAUACAUGGGCUUCCUAGCUUUUGUGAGCUUCCUUGUGGCUUUCUUUGCCAGGAAGUUACCUGACAGUUUCAAUGAAGCCAAGUUCAUCACCUUCAGCAUGUUGGCCUUUUGCAGCAUUUGGUUAUCCUUUAUUCCUACAUACUUGAACACUAAGGGAAAAUACAUGGUGGUGGUGGAAAUCUUCUCUAUGUUGGCUUCCACUGCUGGACUGCUGGCUUGCAUCUUUUUCCCCAAAUGCUACAUUAUUUUGUGGAGGCCAGAACUAAACAAAAGAGAUGAAAUAAUAAAGAGAAAAAGAUAA